Molecule: messenger RNA, 2551 nt
Organism: Lycium barbarum (goji berry)
Lineage: Eukaryota; Viridiplantae; Streptophyta; Magnoliopsida; Solanales; Solanaceae
Product: transcription factor IIIB 60 kDa subunit-like
Exons: 20
Coding region: 255-2135 (626 amino acids)
Biological process (GO): transcription preinitiation complex assembly; transcription by RNA polymerase III; DNA-templated transcription initiation
Cellular component (GO): transcription preinitiation complex; transcription factor TFIIIB complex; nucleus
Molecular function (GO): TBP-class protein binding; RNA polymerase III type 3 promoter sequence-specific DNA binding; RNA polymerase III general transcription initiation factor activity
Source: RefSeq, a predicted model, not a curated record
AAACGAGUCGUGGUUCAGUGGCUAGUAAUGGGCCAGUUAUUAACUAAUGUUUCUAAGUUGACGUGGUUUCGAGUCUCGCUAGCAAAUUCCUUUACUUAUUAUUUCUUUUAAUAACAGAACAGAACCAGGGUUUACACUGUGUAACAUCUUUCUCUAUCGCCGGCGCCGGAAACCUAACUGAUCGGAACUCUUUCUCGCCGUCCGAUUAGGCCAUCGGAAAAGCAGUUUAUUGUUUGAUUCAGGUUACUUCGAGCAUGGUAUAUUGCGGUUUUUGUGCAGAGAGUACCACUCGACCCGACUAUGUGGAUGGCAGAAUAUGUUGCCCCUUAUGUGGAAGAGUUCUUGAAGAAGAUAAUUUUUCAAAUGAGCCCACUUUUGUUAAGAAUGCUGCUGGGCAGAGCCAAGUGGAAGGAAAGCGUGUGAAGACUGUCCAAAGUGUUGAUUCAGCUUCACGGCAAAGAACAAUAAAUGAAGCAUAUUAUGGUAUAGAGAGUAUAAUGAAUGCAUUAGGAAUUGGCGGUGGCGAUUCGAUAGCUAAUCCAGCUAAGGCCUUCUAUGAGAUAGCACUUGAGAGGAAUUUCACGAAGGGGCGUAGGAAAGAGCAAGUUCAGGCUGCUUGUCUUUACAUUGCAUGUAGGGAAAGCAAAAAGCCAUUCCUACUCAUUGACUUCUCUGAGCACUUGAGGAUAAAUGUGUAUGUUUUAGGUGCUGUAUUCUUACAGCUUUGCAAACUUCUAAGCCUUGAAAGCCAACCAUUUAUUCAAAACCCUGUGGAUCCUAGCCUUUUCAUUCAUCGAUUCACUGAUCGUUUAUUUGGGGGAAGGAAGCCAAAUAUUUCUAGAGCUGCACUUCAGAUUGUGGCCAGCAUGAAGCGUGAUUGGAUGCAGACAGGGAGAAAGCCAAGUGGAUUAUGUGGAGCUGCACUGUACAUAGCUGCUCUUUCACAUGGACUGAGUUGUUCUAAAUCAAAAAUUAUCAAAGUCGUACAUAUUUGUGAAGCAACAUUGACCAAGCGUUUGAUUGAAUUUGAAAACACAGAAUCUGGGAGUUUAACGAUUGAGGAGUUCUAUAAAAGAGCUGAGGACCUUGAGAAAGAAGAGAGACUGGCCCCGCAAUUUUAUUCGGGGUCAAAAGGAUCUGGGAUCACAGAAGUGCUAUGUGAACACAAAGGAAGUGUGGAGCUGCCCUUUGCCCAUGGUCUUUGUGAGAGUUGUUACAGUGAUUUUGUAAAACUUUCAGGUGGGCUUGAUGGAGGAGCUGAACCUCCAGCCUUCCAACGUGCUGAGAGGGAAAGAUUAGUGGCGAAAGAAGCUGCUGAGGAUCCAAAACUUUCCAUGUCCAAUCAGGUGGAAAACAAUGGCGCUGAGUCUGAAAAGGAAGAGAACACUCAGAGUGUGACCGGGAGUACAAAUGUGCAGAUAUCAGGGUCUGAGCAAAUAGGGGCAUUCUCAGGAGUUAAAACUGGGCAUAAUGUGACUUGUGAUACAGUACAUGGCACAGGUUGUAUGGGUCUUGAUGAUCAUGAUGAAUCAGGGAACUUUUCUGAUAUUGAUGAUGCAGAGAUUGACGGUUAUUUUCUCGACGAGGAGGCGAAGCAAUGUAAGAAGAUCAUCUGGGAAAAAAUGAACCCGGAAUAUGAGGAAAAAGCAGCUAAGGAAGCAGCUGAAUUAGCUGCAAACAAGGCUAAAGAGUCCAGUUUAGCUAACUGUUCGGAGGAUGUUCAAGCUACACGGAAGAUUUAUGCUGCUGCUAAUAAUAAUGUUGCAGAAUCAAGAAAGGAAAAACGACAGAAAAGAGCUGCAGAACUGAAAAAUUCUCUUCCUCCUAAAACCCCUGCCGAAGCAGCAAAGCAAAUGUUAACUAGAAAGAGGCUAUGCGCUAAGAUCAACUAUGAUGCGCUAGAAAAGCUUUUUGAUGAUCCUGAAAUUCCAGAGAACCUAAAGAAGAGUCGAAAUGUGGACGAUUCAACAAAUUAUAACGUGGUAAAGAGCAGCAAAAUUGAUUCGGAAGUAGACGAGACUUAUGAAGAAUCAUUUAUGCAGUAUGAUGAGGGUAUGCAUUAUGAUGAGGUUAUGCAUUACGAUGAGGAUGGUGGAGGAUAUGGCUAUGAUCAAUACUAUGAUUAUGAUGAAUAGUGAAAUAAUCUGCAUUCCUUAAGAUUGAUUUCCCCUUGCAAAAGAGGACAUGAGAAAUCAGGUAACACAUUUUCCUUGUUCAUGGUAGCCAAUUGAAGUCCCACAUUUGGGAGGCAAAGUGUUCCCUACUAAAGGAGACUAUUUCGAAUCCGAGACUUCUGGUUAAGGAUGAAUAGUACUUACCACUCCGCCACAAAUUUUGGUGAUAAAAUUUAUUUUGUUUUAGUUAUCACAUUGAUUAAUUUAUUAGGGUUACCUCUCUCUGUACUGGCAUGUGAGAUCUUAUUCCAUUAUUUCCUGCUUAUUACUGAAGUUUGCGUAAUUGAAAUUGAAAUACUUCCCUUUCCAUGAAUGACAAGAGAUGUAUGUAAAUAGACUGUGUACUGAUAUCUUCAACGAUAUAACAAAUAUAUAAA